AAUGUAUUAAAAAAUUAAUGGAGUCACUUAAGCAUUCAGAAAAGAGCUGAAAUUAAUUGGCAUCUCCUAUGGUUUAGGCUUCUAACAUAAAAUAUACUUGGAGGAAUGUGGAUUUUAGAAUGAUGAUAUAAACAAGUGUACAAGAUGCCUUUCAUCUCUUCCGCCUGGAGAAUGGUGUUUCAUCUUGCAGUUUCAUAAGCAGCAUCUUUCUCAGGUUCUCUUCUUCCCAUGUGAAGAACCUGAACCUUUUCUGCCGCUGUCUGCUGUGGAACCGUUUACUGCUUUGACAGCUGGAGGUCAGUGCCAGCGAUUGCUCUGGUUAGCUAGCACUGUGAACUCUUCCAAAUGGAUAAAUGAAUGCUCUUCAUCAGAUUAAGCCCAUCUGCCUCCUUCUGCUUGAAAAAGGAAGGCUUGCACACUGUUACGCUUUUCAAAACAUCAUCAUCAUCAUAUAAUUAUUUUGCCCCUUAGCAUUUGAUCAGUGGCCAACCAGCACCUUGUUUUGCAGGCAUGAAAUCUUACCUUGAGUGGAAUGCCCUUGAGAUUUUUAGUAUGUCUUCAAUGUUCUAGUAAGUCGUUAUCUUAAAGCAAAAUAGGCAGAGGGUCAUUCUACAUUGAUUUAUCACAAUCCAGCCAACAAAGCUGUACCUCUCUGGAAGCAAUAGAACUAUUUCACUCUGAUUUUUUAAAAAUUCUUUCUCUUGUUUGAGGGCAGCUUUAGCUGUAACUUUAAUUUGAAAUAACAUCUUAAUUCCACAAGGCAGAACUGCAAUUUAGUCAUCCAACAGAUAGUCUUUUACUUACCAGUUUAAAUGCAUAUGGAAUCAUUUAUCUAUUUUUUUUUAUGAGCCCGGGGAUCCAAAAAGCCUUCAAGUACCCUGCUUAACGUACUGUGUGGAAUGAAAUUAAACACAGAAGUUGUUCCUGAGGUAAUGAAAUGUAUCCCCUGUUCGGUCCUAACCUCUGUCUGCAGCUGGUAAAUGACUUUCCCCAGCUGGUGAUUUAUUUGCUUUGGGGAUUUUCUCUGUCCAGUUCUUUGUGUGGGUCUUUCUUUUAGUUUAUAUCCUUUUCCCCACGUGUGCAAUUUCAUUAAGUUUUUUUGUACCUUGAAUACGACAUCUGUGUUCCUCUAUGUUCCUAAGCUGAGGAAAGGCACAUACCUGCCAUCUCCUAGGUGCAAUGACAGAGGUGGACAGUGAGAUAAUUAAUGCUUUUACCUGUGAUAUUGCCAGAGCUGAAGCCAAUUUUGGCUUUGGUGAGGAAGCUCUUGCUCCCACCACUUGUAUUGCACUUGAUCUUCGUUUAUUUCAGAACUUUCAGCGUCUGCAACAAUCACUCAGGUGCAUUUCAGAAAUGCACAUUUUGCACAAAGCAAGUAAUAUUUAUAACUUGCAAUUCCUCUUCCAUUGCUCUUAAUUCAGGCAGUUUAUGUUAUUGCUUGAUUUUUUUUCUGCCAUAGGGAAUUAUUUGAAAUGCUUCUUGGGCAGUGGUAGUUUCACAUUCUCGAGAACAUUUUCCUUUGGCUUUGCUCUGAGAUAGCACAAAGAUACAGAAUGCGCAAGGCUAAGCCAAGGAUGAGACCUGAAGUAUGCCAUUAUAAAACAGAGGAGAUGUUAUUUUCCUCUUGUGUAGAACCAAGUAAAACUCACAAGCCGUGUUCUCCAUGUUCCGGGAGCUCCUCAUUUUAUUUUACUCUCUCUUAGCAUGUAAGGAACCACAGCUUAUUUCCUAUGUAAUUGGCCGUGUUUUCUAUCAAGUCUCAAAGAAAGCAGCCAGUAGCUGUAGUCGGCCCCUCAGCAGCGCUACAGCCCUCAGCCUCAAGUACAAGUUCAGAGACCUGACCGUAGAGGAAGUGACGGCUGUCAGCAGGGCCCACCCGAACUUCUCCUUCUCCAUCAACACCUACACCUUCAAGGAUGGGUCCCAGAAAGACCUCCUGAAUUUCAGCGGUACUGUCCCAGUGAAAUAUGGUAAUUCCUAUAACAUACCCGUUCGUCUGUGGAUUUUGGACUCUCAUCCCUUUGCUCCUCCCAUUUGCUUCUUGAAGCCGACUGCCAACAUGGGCAUUUCAGUGGGGAAGCACGUGGAUGCUCACGGAAGGAUUUAUUUGCCCUACCUGCAGAACUGGAGCCAUCCUAAAUCAACUAUCAUUGGAUUAAUCAAGGAAAUGAUUGCAAAAUUUGAGGAGGAGCUGCCUUUGUAUUCGCUGUCAUCUUCCGAGGCAGACAGGCAGUCAGAACUUCUGUCCUACAUUGCAAGGAUUACUGAAGGAGAGACUGACAUGAAAUCAAAGAGUAAAAUUGGUGGAGACAAAAACGGAGGGUUCUUUAACAAAGUUACUGUGGUUGGAGCUGGAGAUCUUGGCAUUGCAUGUGUGCUAGCGGUUGUAGCAAAGGGUGUUGCUGACAAGGUGGUUCUUCUGGAUCUUUCUGAAGGUGCAGCAAAAGGAGGAACCAUGGAUUUGGAGAUCUUUGCUCUGCCAAAUGUAGAGAUCAGCAAAGAUUUUUCUGCUUCAACUGAUUCAAAAGUUGUGGUGCUUACAGUUAACUCUCUGGGUAAUGCUCAGACGUACCUCGAUGUCAUACAAAGCAAUGUGGAUUUGUUCAGAGGAAUUAUCCCAGCAAUAUCGCACUACAGUCAGAACUCCGUGCUGCUUGUUGCUUCUCAGCCAGUUGAAAUAAUGACAUACGUGUCGUGGAAGCUGAGUGCAUUUCCCAAAAGCAGAGUUAUUGGAGUAGGUGGCAAUCUGGAUACCGUGAGAUUUCAGUACAUACUCACAAAGCUUUUGCAGGCAGAGGCACUGGGAAAAGAUGCUUGGAUUGUUGGUGAACAAGGGGAAGACAAAGUACCAUCGUGGACCAGCUCUAAGGCAGUUACAAAUGAAACGGAAACAAUGGCAGCUCGUAACUCCAGGGAGAAGGUGGCUAACAGAGCUAUGGAAGUUCUCAAGGGAAAAGGUCAGAGAUCCUGGUCUGUUGGGCUCUCAGUUGCUGAUUUAACGGACAGCAUCCUGAAAGAUAAAAGGAAGGUUCAUUCUGUAUCCACUCUGGCAAAGGGAUUUUGCAAUAUAAACAGUGAAGUAUUCUUAAGUCUUCCGUGUAUUCUUGGAACCAGUGGAGUGGUUGAAAUGGUCACGCUAGAAGAAGAUCCACCAGUGCAAGAAAAACUGCAAAGUAGUGCAGGAUCAAUUCAUGACCUUCAGCAGCAGCUAAAAGUGUAAGCACAAAGGAAGCUACAGCGUCUGCUCAUGCAAGUUGGAGCUUUGCUAGGCAGGAAGGGUUGCUUCGUGCAUACAGUUUUGUAUGCAAAACAAACUUUUCUAACCUCCUUUAAAAAGUGCUUUCUUUACUUAGUGUAGGUUCAAAUUAUUUAAUACUGCACUGCCCGGUAGGAAUGUCUGACUUGGAAAGUGCACUUUUGGUAGCCAAAAUGAGGAGAAUAAUGUGCAAGAAUGUUUUAUCUAAAAUCUGGUGACAUGUGCCUGUUUUUUCUUUGUAUUUUGUUUCGUUUUUUGCUGCUAAUGUUGGUCUGAUCCUUGGAUUUUUCAUAGCUCUGUGCACCUCGUUAGGACACAGCCUAGGUCCGGAGCUUACCCAGCUCCUUGGAAACUUGGAUGCGCAGAGCCAACAAGAGCUCCUCCUGGUUUCUGGGUGCUGCAGGUGUUGGUAUGUUCCUGUGCGGCACUGGAAUGGGUGCCCUUCCUGAAAGGAGGAGCAGGGGACAGGCACCAGGUGGGGAAUGAGAUCUGCCAGUUGGGCAGUGCGGAGGUGGCUGGAGUUCAGGCCUUGAUCCAAAGCCGCUUGCUGUCAGACUGGGGAGGAGAAUGUAGCUCCUUGAGGAGACAACAGGAUCUGUAACCUUCUGCAGUGAGGCUUCCAAAGCACAACACACAUCAGAGCCAAAGAUCCGUUCCUUUCUGCCUUCCGUUUAUAUCUACAAAGAGCCAGAGCUGCAUAAACUGGGACCUUAUAUUGGUAAAAAUAGGAAAAGCACUUGUAAUUCAGGUGGGUUUUCAGUGAAUGCUGCAGUUUCCUUCUUUCUGUUGGCCACUGAUGGGGCAGAAUCAGUGAUGGCUGCAAUUGCGCGACUUAAACACUAUAUUAAACAAGUGCCCGAUGCUGGGGCCGGA
Molecule: messenger RNA, 4129 nt
Organism: Numida meleagris (helmeted guineafowl)
Lineage: Eukaryota; Metazoa; Chordata; Aves; Galliformes; Numididae
Gene: UEVLD
Product: UEV and lactate/malate dehyrogenase domains
Exons: 12
Coding region: 1664-3220 (518 amino acids)
Biological process (GO): protein transport; protein modification process; endosome to lysosome transport
Cellular component (GO): ESCRT I complex
Molecular function (GO): ubiquitin binding; oxidoreductase activity, acting on the CH-OH group of donors, NAD or NADP as acceptor
Source: RefSeq, a predicted model, not a curated record